AUGCCGAACGCGGAGAUGAAGAGCAACAUAUGGCCACUUCGGACCGGUAGCCAUCGUGAAGGCAUGCCGCGAGGUUCGAUACCUAAUCGGGAAAGACCGGCUACUUCGGUGGCUCCGCCGACCGCCGAUGCCGCGCUCGACGUGGUCGAAGAGUGGGCGCAGGAUUUGUCGCCGCUGGUCCUCGCCUAUCGCAAGGCCUUGGGCGCCAUCCGCGACGAGGAGACGGAGCUGCGCGUCGCCGCCGCCGUCAAGCAACUCGCCGAGCGGGCAUCGGAAUCGUGGGUCGAGUGGGCGCGCGGGGACUGGCCCGAGCUCACGACCGCCAUCAAUGCCGAGGUCGAACGACGCUUCGAAGAGCAGAAGCGCCUCGCCGAAGAGGAAGCACGACGCAUCGAAGAGGCCGCGAAGCGUGCGAAGGCCGCCGAGGAACGUCGCCUUGAAGACGAACGGCGUCGGAAGGAGGAAGAGGAACGGCGCCUCGAAGACGAACGUCGCGCGCAAGAGGCCGCUGAUGAGGAGUUGGCGCGGAUCGCGGCCGCCGAAGGCCUUCUUUCUGACCCCGCGCCUGCCGGUGUCGACAAGGGGAAGGGGCGCGCGAGGGUCGACGAGGAAGUCGCCGAACUGUCGGAUGACCCUUCGAUCAAGACUCCUCGGACGGUCGAACGUCCGCUCGCAAUGACUGAGGUCGACAUGGCCGCCGCGGCGAUUGAGAAGCGCCAGUCGGGACAGAAGUUCCAACAGGGCUGCUAUUUCGACAAAGUGUCUGUCCUGGGCAAAACAAAGAAGACGCGCGGCGGGGGAUCAACCACCAAAAAGCGCAUUCGGCCGGCCUCUCCUGGGCCUUCGGUCGCAGACGCGAGUGGUUCGAAGAAGCGCCGAGUCGACGAGCCUCCGCGACCCCUUCUACGACGGCCUCUCGAUGGGGCCAGCCGCCUUGGGCUCGAUCGCGAGGAGCGUGCUCACAUCGCGCGCCGUCGAGUGCUCCUCCACGACAUGGACCUCGACCUUCAAAAGAUGGAGAAGGACGCGCUCGCGAAGGGUGGAAUCGGGUUCGUGCGUGGUGUUGUUGACGAGGACUAG
Postia placenta MAD-698-R-SB12 is the source of this 1080-nucleotide messenger RNA. RefSeq lists its product as hypothetical. The record is from RefSeq and is a predicted model, not a curated record. NCBI's taxonomy places the organism in Eukaryota, Fungi, Basidiomycota, Agaricomycetes, Polyporales, Adustoporiaceae. The coding region runs from base 1 to 1080 and encodes 359 amino acids. The transcript is spliced from 7 exons.